CCGAAAAGUGCCGUGACCUCACCUUCCAAGUUUCCUGAGGUUUUGUAAAACAUGGCUGAGGAGAUUCCUUCGGAUGGAGAUGCAAUAAAGCAAGAAACUGCAUCAUAUAGUCAUCCAGCAGUGGCAGUGGGUUCCAAUGAAAUCAAAGAAGAUACAAGCAGCAAAGAGGAUGGAACUAAGACAGUACCACUUUACAAACUUUUCUCUUUUGCUGAUUCCAUAGAUUACCUGCUAAUGAUUGUUGGAACAAUCAGCGCUAUUGGUAAUGGACUCUGUAUGCCGAUGCUGGCCAUAAUCUUCGGGGAUCUAAUUGAUUCUUUUACAGAGACUGGGACUAAUAAAAGAGUGGCCAAUGCAGUUUCCAAGGUAGCUCUGGAGUAUGUUUAUUUGGCCCUUGGGACUGCUGCUGCUGCAUUUUUACAGAUGUCUUGCUGGAUGGUCACUGGAGAGAGGCAGGCAGCACGAAUACGAAGUUUAUACUUGAAGACCAUACUGAGGCAAGAUGUCAGUUUUUUUGAUAAAGAAAUUAACUCAGGGGAAAUUGUUGGGAGGAUGUCAGGUGAUACUGUGCUCAUUAAAGAGGCGAUGGGUGAGAAGGUAGGAACUUUUAUCCAAAUAGUUGCUACAUUCAUAGGCAGCUAUGUAAUAGCACUUUUCAAGGGAUGGCUUCUUACCCUUGUCAUGCUAUCCUCUAUUCCCCCUCUUGUUUUCUCUGGUGCUGUAAUGAACCAUUUCGUAGUGAAAUUGGCAUCGAAUGGACAAGCUGCAUAUUCAGGAGGAGCAACCCUUGUGGAUGAGACAAUUGGCUCUAUCAGAACUGUUGCAUCAUAUACAGGGGAGAAGCAAGCUAUAUCUAAGUACAAUAACUCUUUGAAUAAAGCUUACAAGUCCGGUGUGCAUGAGGGUUCGGCAUCUGGUUUGGGUGCUGGUGUACUUAUGCUUAUGUUAUUCUGUACUUACGCUUUGGCUUCAUGGUAUGGUGGAAUAUUGAUUCUUGAAAAAGGAUAUAAAGGAGGAGAAGUCAUGGUAGUAAUUUUUGCCGUGUUAAUUGGCUCCAUGUCUCUCGGGAAAGCAUCUCCUUGCAUCAGUGCAUUUGCUUCUGGACAAGCUGCAGCUUUUAAGAUGUUUGAGACAAUUAAGAGAAAACCUGAGAUAGAUACAUAUGAUACUACUGGUACGGUAUUACAAGAUAUUUGUGGAGACAUAGAACUGAGGAAUGUUUAUUUUAGUUAUCCCACAAGACCAGACGAGCAAAUAUUCCAUGGAUUUUGUCUCUCAAUACCUAGUGGUGCAACUGCUGCUUUGGUUGGAGAAAGCGGAAGUGGUAAAUCAACUGUAAUCAGUUUGAUCGAGAGAUUUUAUGACCCCCAGGCAGGUGAAGUUCUCAUUGAUGGUGUUAAUAUUAAAGAGUUCCAACUAAAAUGGAUCAGACAGAAAAUAGGUCUUGUCAGCCAGGAACCAGUUUUGUUUACGGGUAGCAUUAAAGAUAAUAUCGCAUUUGGAAAGGACGGUGCUACUACUGAAGAGAUAACAGCUGCUGCUGAGCUUUCUAAUGCUGCUAAAUUCAUAGCUUUAUUACCUCAGGGAAUAGAUACAAUGGUUGGUGAGCAUGGAACUCAGCUAUCUGGGGGACAAAAACAAAGAGUUGCUAUAGCUAGAGCAAUUGUGAAGAACCCAAGCAUUCUGCUGUUAGAUGAAGCAACAAGCGCUCUUGACACAGAAUCUGAAAGAAUUGUGCAGGAGGCACUGGACCGAGUAAUGAUUAACCGGACCACUGUCAUAGUAGCCCACCGCUUGAGCACAGUACGGAAUGCUGACACCAUUGCUGUGAUACAUCAAGGAACAAUUGCUGAGGAAGGACCACAUUCUGAGCUAAUCAAGGAUCCCAAGGGAGCGUAUAGCAGGCUUGUAAGGUUGCAAGAAACUACUUCCGUUUCAGAUGACUCUGAACAUGCUGGUCUAAAUUUUGAUAAAUCAACUCCAAGAAGUACUAGUCCUAUCUCAUUAUCCCCUAUCUCAUAUGGUAUUCCUACUGCAAGCGGUAUUCUUGAAACAAUGCAUGUAGAACCUGAUAUUCCUGCUUCAAUACCAUCAAAAGGGUCCCCUGGAGUCUCUCUUGGCCGCCUUGCUUACCUUAACAAGCCUGAGAUACCAGUACUACUUCUAGGCAGUAUACUUGCAGCAAUCAAUGGGGUAAUUUUCCCUAUUUAUGGUAGUUUGUUGUCAAGUGUGAUCAAGACCUUCUUUGAGCCACCUCAUGAACUCCGCAAGCAUUCAAAGUUUUGGGCCUCGAUCUUUGUUGUUCUAGGAGUGAUAUCUUUCUUGGCACAAUCAUCAAGAUCAUACUUUUUUGCCGUGGCGGGUGGCAGGUUGAUAAGAAGAGUCCGAGCAAUGUGCUUUGAGAAAGUGGUUUACAUGGAAGUAAGUUGGUUUGAUGAACAUGAGCACUCAAGUGGUGCAAUUGGGGCAAGGCUUUCUACAGAUGCAGCCUCUUUGAGAGGUCUUGUUGGAGAUGCUCUUGGCUUGUUAGUCCAGAAUAUAGCAACUGCAGUUGCGGGAAUGAGUAUUGCAUUUGGUGCAAGUUGGCAAAUUGCUCUUGUAACCGUUGUUCUGUUACCUCUAUUAGGAGUGAACGGAUAUAUUCAAGUCCAGUACAUGAAAGGAUUCAGUGCACAUGCAAAGAAAGUUUACGAGGACGCAAGCCAAAUAGCUAGUGAUGCUGUGGGGAGUAUUCGAACAAUUGCUUCCUUCUGUGCUGAAGAGAAGAUGGUUGAGUUGUACAAGAAAAGAUGUGAAGGCCCUAUCAAGACAGGGAUACAACUAGGUUUAGUUACUGGGAUAGGUUUUGGUGUAUCACUCUUUUUACAGUUUUCAUCAUUUGCCUUAAUUUUCUAUGCUGGUGGUCUACUUGUUGAAGCAGACAAAACAACAUUCACUGAUGUUUUCCAGGCUUUCUUUGCUCUCUCUCUUGCUUCUCUUGCAAUGGCUCAGUCGAGUACUGUAGCACCUGAUAUUAAUAAAGCAAUGAGCUCUGCUGCUUCUAUAUUCGCAAUUCUUGAAACGAAAUCGAAAAUAGACUCUAGUGAUAACUCAGGCACAGUAAUAGAGAAUGUGAAGGGAGAAAUUGAAUUUCACCAUGUCAGUUUCAAUUAUCCUAGUAGACCUAACGUGCCGGUUCUAAACAAUCUUUGCUUAACCAUUAGUCAUGGCAAGACAAUUGCUCUGGUUGGUGAAAGUGGAAGUGGGAAAUCUACAGUGGUCUCUUUGAUCCAGAGAUUUUACAACCCCAGCUCCGGUCACAUUACAUUGGAUGGAAUCGAAAUCCAUAAACUACGGUUGAAGUGGUUGAGACAACAAAUGGGGCUGGUGAGCCAGGAGCCUCUGCUGUUUAAUGACACUAUUCGAGCCAACAUUGCAUAUGGAAAGGAAGGAGAGGUAACUGAGGCUGAAAUUAUAGCUGCUGCAGAAAUGGCAAAUGCACAUAAGUUUAUUAGUAGUUUACAACAUGGUUAUGAUACAGUUACUGGAGAGCGAGGGGUGCAGCUAUCUGGUGGACAGAAGCAAAGAGUUGCUAUUGCAAGAGCUAUCAUGAAGGCACCAAAGAUAUUAUUACUAGAUGAAGCAACAAGUGCCCUUGAUGCUGAAUCAGAACGAGUGGUUCAAGAUGCAUUGGACCAAGUUAUGGUGGAUCGAACAACAAUCAUAGUUGCUCACCGGUUAUCCACCAUCAAAGGUGCAGAUCUAAUUGGUGUGAUGAAAAAUGGAGUUGUUGCAGAAAAAGGAAAUCAUGAAACUUUGAUGAGUAUCAGCAAUGGCAUUUAUGCUUCUUUGGUAGCAUUGCAUGCAAGUGUCUCAUCUUAAAGAACUUCCCAUUAAGUGAAAUAAUGCAAUCAUGGAUGCUCAUCGGAUAUCCACAAUCAAAGGUGCAGAUCUAAUUGCUUCGUGAAAAUGGAAUCGUUGCAAAGAAAGUUGGAAAGAUGAUGAACAUCAGGAAAUCAGGAAUGGCAUUUAUG
Argentina anserina (silverweed cinquefoil) is the source of this 4013-nucleotide messenger RNA. Its product is annotated as ABC transporter B family member 11-like. The transcript has 13 exons. Gene Ontology annotation, cellular component: membrane. The record is from RefSeq and is a predicted model, not a curated record. Gene Ontology annotation, biological process: transmembrane transport. Bases 52 to 3861 code for a protein of 1269 amino acids. Lineage: Eukaryota; Viridiplantae; Streptophyta; Magnoliopsida; Rosales; Rosaceae. Gene Ontology annotation, molecular function: ATP binding; ABC-type oligopeptide transporter activity; ATP hydrolysis activity.